UAGAACUUUCUAGAAAACAACGCUAUCGCUAUAUUUGUUGAAUCUAUUUUUUGCUAUUUGUAAUCUUCAAAAUAGUUAACCGUUAUAAAUAAAAUUAUUAUUAAUAAAAACUGUUAUCAAAUAUAAUAUAUAUAAUCAAAUGAAUAAUUUUAAUAAAAAAUUAUAAAUAAAAUUAUAAUAAAAUAAAAUUAUAAAUAAUAAAAUAUUAAUUUACAAAUUAUUUUAUAAUUUAAGAUUUAACAUGUAUACAAAAUAUACUUAUUUUCCAAUUUAUUUUGUUAUUUUAUAUAUAAAAUUAUAAUUCGUAUAUUCAUAUAUAAAAUCGUUUUUUAAAUAUUUGAAAAAAAUUUGUUAUAAAUAUUAUUUUAGAAAACAUUAAAUUCAGAUAUUUAAAAAAAAAAUAUGAUUUUAUUUUUAAAAAAUAUAAUCUUCAAUAUUUUAAUUUUUAUCAUAAAACUAAUUUAUGAAAUACUAUCAUUAAUCGAUAAAUUGAUGAGGAUUUUUGAUUUUUAAAAAUAUUUUGUAUAAUAAUAAAAUAUUUAAAAUAAAAAAAAAUUUUCAUAUUUCAAUUACAAAAUAAUUAGAGUUUGUAUUAUUUUAAAUUUUCUAAUAUUACAAUUUUAUUCUGAAUUAAAUCAAUAUUAUUAUUGAGAAUGAUACUAAAAUAAUAAAAAAAUCAUAAUCUUAAAUCUUCUAUGUUUUUGAGGUUAUUUUUGAGAAACAAAAAAAAUUCAUUGGAUAUUAAUAACAUUGUUUAAAUAAGGUUUACUCUAAUAACGUUUAGUUAAAUUUAUUUAAAAUCUGUUCGUUUAAAUUUAUAUAAUGCAUUUUCAUUUUUCUCUCAUCAUUUAGAGUUUUGAAUCUUAAGCUUCUUUCACAUGGCAAUGUAAAUAUCAAUAUUAUAUGAUAAUGCAAUAUGAUAUGAAUACUGAUCGUAUAAAAAUUCAAUGAGAUGAUUGCUAACUAAACGGUCCUAUUGAAUUUAUAAUUAAAUACAUAUUAUCAAUAUCCAUAAAUGAAUAUAUUUAUAUUGUUAUGUGAAAGAAGUUUAAUUGUAGACUUAAUGGAACAAUAUUGUAGUUUUUUUAUAAUAGUAUAAGAGAAAGGCUAUUGGAUGACAGAGCAAGUCGAUGUAAUCAAAGCAUACAGUGUAUGUAAUAUUAUUUUCAAUAACGGGUAUUAUCUUAUAUUUAUUGAUAAUAUCUAAAUUCGUGCAUACAAGAGUUUCAGCUGCAUGUAAAAGAAACGGAUACAAACAGCUAAAAGCUAACCUUCAUUGUGUAAAAGGAAUUAAUUUACCAUGCAGCAAUAUAACGUAACUUUUAAAUAUUAAUAACGUACGUACGAUAACCUCCAAAUUGAUAAUACGAUGGCUACAGGAAAACGAAGAGGCAUGCAUUCAUCGUCCGGUAGCUCCGCGAUGUUCGGAUCAUCGGCUAAUAAUUUAAGGUCGAGUCGUCUAAAUUUUCGUCCAAAUUCAAGUCAAGAAGACAGAGGCGGAACUCGACCAACAGCCGCUCCAAGUUCCAUAGGUCUCAUACUUGUAACGAUGUUUUUACAUGUUUGUAAAAAAUCUCUACUCUUUGAUACAAGACUCAAAGUUACUAUAUAUUGUGGUGCGAUAUUUAUAGUAUCACUAAUAGCAGAUUUUAUCGCUAUGCCAAGAACUUAUUUUUCACGUUCAGAUAACGCUCUUAAUCAAUAUUUUGUGAAAUGGGGAUGGGGAUGGUUAUUGAGUGUAACUGUUCCAUGGGUUGCAUUAACUGCACAUACAAUUGGCUGUGGUCGUAGAUCAAUUCUAUUAAAACAUCUUGCUAGAUUGGGAUUAGCUACAAUUGCGUGGAUAUUAUGGAUAAAAUUAUUUAAUUAUAUUGAAACCAAUUAUGGUCGAUGUCUUAGUACAAAAGAUAUACAAUUACAGACAAAAGCGAAAUGUCUUCAAUCUGGUAAAUUUUGGAGUGGUUUUGAUAUAUCUGGACAUACAUUUAUUCUUAUGUACUCAAGCUUAAUUCUAGCAGAAGAAGGUUCUUCAUUAGUUGGAUGGGAGGGUAUAAAGGAUUUAAUUAUGCGCGAAGAACAUUCGCGAAUUACCCCAAAUGAACCUAAUACUGGACCGCUUCGAAAUCUUUCGAAUUCUGAUUUGGAAUUUUUAAAAAAAGCACAUAAAGCACUUACGCCCUAUUUAAGAGGUCUUUUUGUUGCAAUGACAUUGCAACAAUUACUUUGGGAUACUAUGUUAAUAUCUACAAUGCUCUAUUAUCAUAUUAUGAUAGAAAAAUUUCUUGGAGGUGUAGCCGCCGUUUUAACAUGGUACAUUACGUAUCAAUGGUGGUAUAAAUCUUCAAAAAGCACAUUGCCUGCACCUGGCGAUGGUUUAUUCAAAUAUAAUGAGGUAAAAACCCAUGACAAUAAUUUAAUCAGAUCAAGACGUAGUACAUUAAAUGGUACUAAUAGAUUUAUGGGACUUCCUAUUCGUACGAGUCAGGAAAAUAUCGAUAGCGGUAUUAAUAGGCAAUCAGAUUCCGAAAUAACUGUUCUAAGAACAUAACAAAAAUUCUAGUUUUCACAUUUGAUAAUAGGAUUGAUCAAUAAUUCUAAUACUUAUGUAAUUUUUUUACAUGUAUAUAUAUUAAAUAUAAAAAUGUAAUAUCCUGAGAUAAUUAUAUUUAUUUAAAAUUAUUUAAAUAAUUUAAAUUAAUUAAAUUUAAAUUAUUUAAAAUAAUUCUAUAAUUAUUUUUUUAAUUGCAGCAGUUUAAAAAUCAAUAAAAAUGAAAUGCAGUGCUAAUAAAAUAAUAUUUUAUAUAUCAUAUAUGCAGCAUUUUAAUAAAUACUUUGAACUUUAGAUAAAUUGUAUUUGUUAUUAAAUAAUUUUAUUGAAUGAAAGUUAUAUUUUUUUUCUCUUAAUUGAAAUCUAAAUAAGUAUAUAUUAUUUAUUGUAUAAUUUAUUGUUAAUUUAUAUAUAAAAUAUCAAACAAAAUAAUUGUUCUAUCUCUUUAUGGACUGUUUAAUUAAUUAGUAUGUAAUGUGUAUAUAAUUAUUAUUAUGCACAUUUUGUAAUCUUGUUUUGUAAUUUAUAACUUAAUAAAUUAUUGUUAACAAAA
Apis cerana (Asiatic honeybee) is the source of this 3101-nucleotide messenger RNA. RefSeq names its product acyl-coenzyme A diphosphatase Fitm (gene Fitm). The record is from RefSeq and is a predicted model, not a curated record. Lineage: Eukaryota; Metazoa; Arthropoda; Insecta; Hymenoptera; Apidae. Gene Ontology annotation, biological process: lipid droplet organization; phospholipid biosynthetic process; lipid storage. Gene Ontology annotation, molecular function: coenzyme A diphosphatase activity. Gene Ontology annotation, cellular component: endoplasmic reticulum membrane.